Sorghum bicolor (sorghum) is the source of this 663-nucleotide messenger RNA. Its product is annotated as receptor protein kinase-like protein ZAR1. The coding region runs from base 1 to 663 and encodes 220 amino acids. The record is from RefSeq and is a predicted model, not a curated record. Gene Ontology annotation, molecular function: protein kinase activity; ATP binding. Gene Ontology annotation, biological process: protein phosphorylation. Lineage: Eukaryota; Viridiplantae; Streptophyta; Magnoliopsida; Poales; Poaceae. The transcript is spliced from 2 exons.
AUGAGCGCCAUAUCUCCACAAACGCCAUUGUCGUGGUCCGUGUGUCUAUCCAUCGCGCAGCGCGCGACGCGCGGCCUAGCGUACUUGCACGAGUACAGCCCGCGGCGAUACGUGCACGGCUGCAUCAAGUCCUCCAAGAUCUUGCUGGACGACGAGCUCCGCACGCACGUGUCCGGAUUCGGCCUCGCCCGCCUUGUCGCCGACGCGCACAAGGCCGCCGUGGGAGGCCACUCCAAGAAGCUCGGCAGCGCGGCGUGUGCGCUUCGCGGCGCCGUGUCGUACGUGGCCUGGCGCACGGAGCAGGCGCCUGGGGGCGGCGUGCACGGAGCAGGCACGAGCAUGGACAUCGCACGGAGCGGGCGUGAGCACGGAGCGAGCACGAAGCCCACGGAAGGGGAAGGCAGCAUGGACCUAGAGGCCUGGGUGCGCCGCACCUUUAAGGAGCAGCGGCCGCUGUUGGAGGUGGUCGACCCCACGUUGCUCGGCGAGGUGCACGCCAAGAAGAAGGUCUUGGUCGUCUUCCACGUCGCACUCGGGUGCACGGAGCUCGACCCCGAGAUGCGCCCACGCAUGCGCGCCGUCGCCGAGAGCCUCAACCAGAGAUUCCCCAUCCGCAUCUUCGGCCACCGCGCGCUCGCCUUCACCCGCCACCACCGCCGCUAA